Messenger RNA from Ictidomys tridecemlineatus (thirteen-lined ground squirrel), 2234 nucleotides. RefSeq names its product killer cell lectin-like receptor subfamily F member 1. Gene Ontology annotation, cellular component: plasma membrane. The record is from RefSeq and is a predicted model, not a curated record. Lineage: Eukaryota; Metazoa; Chordata; Mammalia; Rodentia; Sciuridae.
CUAGAAGUAUUUAUGUGCAUUGGAAAUGCAGACAACUGUGUGAACUGAACUCAUGAAGUCAACUGAUAGAGCUCCCAAUGGCCAAAGACAGAAAAAUGUGGGCUUCAGAAAAAGGAGUACUGAUUAGAAUUAUAAAAUAAAUAUAAGUAGAUAUAUACUAAAAUAAAGGAGUAAAUAAAUAGAAAAGUAGGUAAAUAUUCCCAGGAGAAUUCUGAAAAUGUCUUCACAGUGUCUACAUACAACCCAAUCCUUUCCUUGCGAUGCAUAUAUUGGGCUUCUUCCAAAGAGUACAGUUUGGAAAUGGGGAGGGGGGAGAAUAACUUUUCACUAAAUAAACUUUUAAACCCUAUCUCAGCUAGUUGAUUAACAUAAACAGUGAGAACCCAUAUUGAUAAUAUAUACCCUCAAAAAGGUGAUGAGACUGACAAUUUAUCUCAACAGUCUUCUUCCAAAAACCUAUAACCCAUGUAUACUAAUGAAAAGAAUAGCAGACUAUUCAAAUUUGGGAAUAUUCUACAAAAUAUUUGACCAUUAUUUUUUCAAAACUUUCAGUCAUCAAAAAUAAAGAGUAAGAAACAUUACAACUAAGGAUAUGAAUAUGAGAGCUAAAUGUAUUGUGGUAUUCUAUAUGGGAUCCUCAAAGAAAAGAUAUUAGGUAAAAACUGAGGAUCUUUCAAUAUAGACUUUAAUUAACAGUAAUGUGUCAAUAUUAAUUCAGUAAUUUUGGUAUAUGUAUCAUAUUAACCUAAUGAGAAUUUUUUGUACUAUUUUUAUAAUUUUGCUACAAAUACAGAACUAUGACAAAAAGCAUUUCAUGUACGACAGAGAGGUCCCUUCCCUUUUUAAACCAUAUCCUUUGUGGUUUUAGAGUGGUAAGCUUUGUUUCAACAAGACAUUUUGUAGGCACUGGUUGUUUUUGUCAAAUAAUGUCUCUAUUUCCACCUCAUUCAAAAAUGGAUUUUUCCAUUUAUGGAAUGGUUGGACAAAACACAGAAAGAUCUAUACUUCAGAAGCCAAGAAAACAUUCCUAUCAUUGCCAUCACAAGUGGACAUAUAAAGAUUACCCAGAGUGUCCAAAGUGGCAUCAGACUGCUCUGAGACUGAUGGGCAUUGUACUUGUUAUAUUGGUGACCACAGUGAUAGGACUAAUCAUUCGGGUAAGUCAACAAAACAUGCAUUCCUUCAGUGAUAACCACAGUGAGCAGAUAUUUAGUAAUGAAAAUGGAACCAAAUAUUGCAAUUGUAUGAAUACUUCUCCUAGAAAACAGCUGAACAAUGCAAACUCCGAAGCAAACUUAUGCCCUGAAGAUUGGCUACACAAAAAAGGGAAAUGUUAUAAAUUUUUCAUGAAUUUCAAAUCAUGGAUUGAUAGCCAAAACUCAUGUUCUCUGAAAAAGUCACAUCUCUUGGUGAUACAAGACAAGGCAGAGCUGGAAUUCAUACAGAGUAAUAUACAAGUUGGAAACCACUUUUGGAUUGGGUUAAACAUUACCCACCCACAGAAGACAUGGACCUGGGUGGAUGGCACACCAUUAAAUCUACAGUUAUUUCAAGUCACAGGCCAGAUUAAAGAGAAUGCCUGUGCUCUGAUAACAAAUAAGGGUGUUUUUUCUGAAAAGUGUUUGAUGGAAAGUUUCUGGAUUUGUCAAGAAGUGAUUUCUUCAUCCACAGCAGGCAAUCUCUGAAUUGAUCAUAGGUCACCAGUUAAAUGUCAUUUGGAGGAAAUACUUCCUUGAACAACUGAUGUUAUGGAAUGGAUGUAGCCAGCAGGUGUGUGAUAGAAGACUCAGGCAGAAUUCUGAGGAACAUCAGUCUGUAAGAGAACAGAAGAGGAAGCAGAAGCUGCAGAGUAAAUUGCAUAGGUUUCAUAUAUAUUUUUUACAGCUCCCUGCACAUACCUAAUUUUAACAGUCAACAUCCUAAUCAUUUUGGUUUUUGCUUGUUUAGUUGUUCGUAAUUCUUAAUGUGUCAUAAGCUUUCUAGACUCACUAAUCCUCAUCAUUGUGUAAAGCAAUGUACCUGAUGUAUAAUACUUGAAUAAAUACAUGUGGUGUCCAGCAUGUAUUUAAUAUGUUCUAAGACUCAUCCCAGAACAACUUCUAUUGGUUAUGCACGUAUUUGAGUACUGUCCACUUUCACAUAGGGAAAUAAACUGUUUUUUUUUGUUUUUGUUUUUUUAAGUAAAGGUUAAUGCUAAGUUUAAAUGGACUAAUAAAAUAAAAAUUUCUAGGUUA